Molecule: messenger RNA, 1179 nt
Organism: Colletotrichum truncatum
Lineage: Eukaryota; Fungi; Ascomycota; Sordariomycetes; Glomerellales; Glomerellaceae
Source: RefSeq, a predicted model, not a curated record
AUGAUUGACCGCAAUGAGCGAGUGGGAGACAGUUGGCGCAACCGGUACAGAACGCUCAUGACCCAUGAUCCCAUUCACUACUGCCACCUCCCCUUCGUCCCGUUCCCUGCGGACUGGCCCAUGUUUAUGCCAAAGGACAAACUAGCAGAUUGGCUCGAGUCGUACGCCACCAUCAUGGAACUCAACAUCUGGACAAGCACCACCAUUGGAAGUGCCGAAUACGACGACAAAACAAAGACCUGGGCCGUAGAGGUCCAAAGAGCCGACGGCAGCACGCGUACGCUCCGCCCGCGUCACGUAAUCCUCGCAACAGGCCAAGCCGGCGACCCCAUCACCCCCACGUUCCCAAACCAAUCCGACUUCAAGGGGAUGGUCUACCAUGGAAGUCAGCACCAAGAUGCCUCGGUGACCAAAGACAUCUCCAGUAAAAAGGUCGUUGUCGUGGGCUCCGGGAAUUCGAGCCACGACAUCUGCCAAAACUUCCACGAGAGCGGCGCAGCCCAGGUGACAAUGGUGCAGCGAGGGGGAUCGUACGUGAUCACGGCCGACAAGGGAAUCUUCAUGAUGCACAAGGGUAUGUACGAGGAAAACGGCCCGCCCACGGAGGAUGCGGAUGUGUACGGCCAGAGCAUCCCCACCCCAAUCUUGUUCGCGCUCAGUGUUCACGGCACGAAGGCGAUCGCUGAAAUCGACCGGGAAACCCUCGACGGGCUUACCAGGGCCGGCUUCAAGCUCGACUUUGGCGUUGACGGAAGCGGCAUCUACCGCAAGUACAUCACCCGUGGCGGCGGUUAUUACAUCGAUGUCGGAUGUAGCAAACUCAUUGCAGACGGCAAAGUCAAGGUCCAUCAUACUCCCAAGGGUGUCUCGGGGUUUACACCGAACGGCCUCGCGUUGGCUGAUGGUACGACUUUGGAAGCGGACAUUGUGGUUUUGGCGACGGGGUACGACGGUAUGAAAUCGACCGCCCGUAAGAUCUUUGGAGAUAAAGUGGCCAGCCGCCUCAAGGAAUGCUGGGAUCUGGACGAACAAGGAGAAAUCAACUCUAUUUGGCGAAGUAGUGGUCAUCCUGGAUUUUGGUACACGGGUGGCAAUCUCGCAUUGUGUCGAUAUUAUUCUCGUCUUUUGGCAUUGCAGAUUAAGGCAUUGGAAGAAGGCAUUUACACUCAGACGGAAUGA